Molecule: messenger RNA, 1028 nt
Organism: Vigna unguiculata (cowpea)
Lineage: Eukaryota; Viridiplantae; Streptophyta; Magnoliopsida; Fabales; Fabaceae
Product: putative plastid-lipid-associated protein 4, chloroplastic
Source: RefSeq, a predicted model, not a curated record
UUACUUCAAUAAGAAAGAACGGGCGCAAGAAAAAAAUGGUGUAAUUUGAUUAAGGCAUGGCCUUAUCUUCUUCUUCCUUGUUUUCAACUCUGAACACCACAUCUUCACUACCCCAUUUCCAUGCUCCAAAACUUUCUUCUUCUUCUCACUUCCCAACUAAACCCUCCACAACUCACCUCCCUCUCUCUCACAAAUGGAGAGCAAAGGUUUCAUUUUUCCCUUCUUUCUUGAAGAAACGGAAAGACGCAAAGAUCAUCAAGGAAGAACUCCUUCAGGCCAUUGAACCGCUUGAUCGAGGGGCUGAUGCCACUCUCCAAGAUCAGGAAACAGUUGAUCAGAUUGCUAGCGAGCUUGAGGCAGUUAGUCCAAUAAAGGAGCCCCUAAAAUCUAAUCUACUGGGUGGAAAGUGGGAGCUUAUAUACACCACAUCGCAGUCAAUUUUGCAAACCAAGAGACCAAAGUUUUUUAGAUCAGUUGCAAAUUAUCAAGCAAUCAAUGUGGAUACUCUAAGGGCCCAAAAUAUGGAAUCUUGGCCAUUCUUCAACCAGGUAACAGCGGAUUUAACACCUCUAAAUCCAAGGAAAGUGGCUGUAAAAUUUGAUACUUUCAAAAUUGGAGGCAUUAUACCUAUCAAAGCGCCCGGAAGAGCUCGUGGGGAACUAGAAAUAACAUAUUUGGAUGAAGAACUGCGGGUAUCAAGAGGCGAUAAAGGGAACUUGUUCAUCUUGAAAAUGGUGGAUCCAUCUUACAGAGUUCCUGUAUAAUGGUUAUGCCAGCAUUGCAGUGCAGCACUUGUGUUCAAACAUUUUCUGUACAAAGAGAUAAGAGCAAGUAGUAUGAGUAUAAUCUUAAGCUCUAAAUGAGAUCUACUGUUUCACCCCUUGAAAUUUGUAAUAUUGUACUAUAUGGGAAAAUGUAUGAUUCAAAAGAAGUGGUUAACUAUGUUUAUGGAUUUAAACCCUCCAAAAAAGGUUGAAGUAAAAAGGUUGGUCACCAAAAUAAAAAAAUCAACCAUUAAUAUCUCAAUA